AUGGGUGGCUCCGGCUUGGUGGAUGCAACAGAUGUGGGGGCCCGAGGCUCCCUGGGCUGGGAAUUGAGGGCUGCCUUGGGCAGGGGGUGGGAGCAGCCACAGGAAGGAGCAGUGGCGGUGGUGGCCUCUUCAGCAGUGUGGUGCAUGGAAAGAACUCCAUGGCUGGGAAUCUCCAGCCGAUCCAGGUGGGUUUCAGCAGAAUUUCACGUGACUGGCAGUGAGGCUGGAACAGAUUCUGGAAAAGCCAAGACAAGGGCUGUUUCUAGCUUGCAGAGAACUGGCUUGCAGUUCCCAGUACCUGAAUUGAAAGGAAAUGAAUCAAAAGACUUAAAGGCAAAGUGUAUUACUCUUCAUGACUUGCAACUUGUCAUUUGUGGAAAUGAAGAAUUGGAUUCUGUCAUCCAGGCCACAAUUGCUGGUUGUGGUGUCAUUCUACACGUCCACAAAUCUCUAAUUAGGAAGAAAGGACAGCAGAAGACACCCUAA
Molecule: messenger RNA, 486 nt
Organism: Carlito syrichta (Philippine tarsier)
Lineage: Eukaryota; Metazoa; Chordata; Mammalia; Primates; Tarsiidae
Product: histone H2A.Z-like
Exons: 3
Coding region: 1-486 (161 amino acids)
Cellular component (GO): nucleosome
Molecular function (GO): DNA binding; protein heterodimerization activity; structural constituent of chromatin
Source: RefSeq, a predicted model, not a curated record